UCUACACGGACAACAAUAACGACCGGCAUGCACUGCGCUUCCGUUGCCCAUGACACCGGAACGAAGUUCUAACAGCUGAUUCUCCAAUCAGUCCACAGCUCCAUAUCCAGUCUGAGCCCUGAAAUAAACAUUUUUGAAGUUAUUUACAGUCGGACGUGCCUCCUAUAAUCUCCGGCUGCAGUCGGAGGGUGUCGAAGCCCUAAAGCAGAGGACGGCAGCUGAUUAUGGUGUAGCACGGAGCGCUAGCUCUGAGACAGCAGGCAUUUGAGCAGCAGUGCAGUGCAGCACAGUGCAGCGUGGGGCAGACUGAGGUGAAUCACAGCAGUGCAGCCAUGCUUACGUUGGCCAGUAAGCUGAAGAGGGAUGAUGGAGGAAAAACGGGCCGUGCCUCUGGAGCCUCUGACUCCACCCACAGGGUCUCCAUCCGGGACCGCCUCCUUACCAAAGAAGUUGCUGAACUUGAAGCCAAUCUCCCUAGUACAUGCAAAGCCAAUUUCCCAGAUGAGGACAAGCUCCAUCAUUUUCAGCUGGCAGUGUCUCCUGAUGAGGGUUACUACCAAAGUGGAAGGUUUCAGUUUGAAAUAGACGUUCCCGAAGCCUAUAACAUGGUGCCUCCUAAAGUGAGAUGUCUGACCAGAAUAUGGCAUCCUAACAUCACAGAGAACGGAGAGAUCUGUUUGAGCCUAUUGCGAGAACACUCUAUUGAUGGUACAGGCUGGGCCCCAACCAGAACAUUAAAGGAUGUCGUCUGGGGAUUGAACUCCUUGUUUACUGACCUGUUGAACUUUGAUGAUCCAUUGAACAUUGAUGCAGCAGAACAUCAUUUGAGAGACAAGGAGGAUUUUCGGAAUAAGGUUCAAGAUUACAUCAAGCACUACGCCAGAUGAUAGAAGCAUCAGCUACCCACAUCAGCCUGCACCAACCAACCAAACUGCGCUACCUUGCCUCUGCUUAUCUUGGCCAAUUCCCAACACCUUCCCGCCACCCCACCCCCACCCCAACCCCACAAAGUGUGUGAAUCAACAGCUGACUCUGUGACUCUUCCCUCCUCCUGACACCGCAGCCCCACUCAUGCCCUGCUCUUCACCUGAUCGCAAUAAACUUCAGGUUGCAGGAAGGAAAUAAAAAAAGAAAAAAGAAAGAAAUCAUGUGUUUAAGGAAGGGCUUGCAUACAAAAGAGAAUAUGCUUUAUUUAUCCUAAUCGAUUGAGUGUUGCAAUGACCACAAUGUCUGUCCAUUGUGGUAUCAUCACUGAGUGACGCUGCCUCGCUGAGCCUGCUGGAAACGAGCAAUGGCAACGACAUGGCGUGGGAUUAGUUGUGAUGAUUUGCUGACACACACACACACACACACACACACACACACAGAUCAAAGGAAGCCACACUGAGCUGUUUUGAAAUUUAACCAAUCAAGAGAAAGAAUAUCUGUUCCUGUCAGUUCCCUGUUCCAGUGCCUGCAGCGUUUCUGUCACUAAAGAGAAAAUGCAUGUGAGUUCACAGACGUAAACACCCACAGCACAUACACACACAGUCCCACUAGACAGCAUGUGAAUGACCACAUUGUCCCAUUCUGUUGUCAUUCUUCUUGCAUGUACACACACACACACAUACACACACACACACACACAGACCUCCUGAGUGUUUUCAGCUCCAGUGGGGUAAAGUACAACUACUAAAACCACAGCCAAAUGUUUUGUUCUGUCAUCAGCUUCACCUCGUCUCUGUGCCGUGUCCUUCCUGUCCUCACUGUCCUUUUUUUGUCCUCCCUCCAUCUGUCUCUGUCUCACACAACAAGCGUCUUUUCCCAGUCGAGGAUGAAGAGUGUUCACACUUACAGUGCAAUCAGAAAGUUCUACGACAGUGACACAGUUCUGGUGUGUUCGCUCUGUAAUUCUGCACGAUUGUUUUAAAAUGAAGCAAAUGACUGUGAGUUUAAAGGAAUGAUUUGCGUUUUACAUCCAGAAGGAACAAAACUGUGUCAGAACUGUAGCAGAGACAGACAGAGACAGAAUUAUCACCCUGAAACUACAGCUCCCCUUGGCCUUGAGGUGCCUUCGCUUUCACCAGUCUCAGUGAAAAAGUUCUAAAAAGUUUUGUGGUUGGACACUAGCUGGUGCAUGUAGCAGAGCAUUUAGCAAAUGUUUUCCUCAGGAGUUAGAAGAGACCAAAAACAGGCAAAAGGGUGAAAAUUGGACUUUGAUUUAGCAGAUGGACAGAAACACGACUCCACAUGAAUGAUAAUGUUGCUCUGCAAAUGACUGCUGUGUAAAUAAGCAACAGUUUGUUAGAAAAACAAAACAAAAUAAACACAAAAAAUGCCAUGAUAACAUAUCUCACUGUUUGAAUCACAGCUUCUGCUGCCCAACAAAAAAAUCCUUGAGGCCUGUAUGACAGGAUCAUUCUUUCUAAAAUUUAGGAAUUAGGUACAAAAGGACCUCUGAGUCUCACAGUCCUUGUUUCAUUUCUCUGUCACUGUGCUGCAGUCUGGAAUAAAAUACUUUAAAAUUU
This is a messenger RNA of Scatophagus argus, 2507 nucleotides long. RefSeq names its product ubiquitin-conjugating enzyme E2F (putative) (gene ube2f). Bases 333 to 887 code for a protein of 184 amino acids. NCBI's taxonomy places the organism in Eukaryota, Metazoa, Chordata, Actinopteri, Scatophagidae. The record is from RefSeq and is a predicted model, not a curated record. The transcript has 10 exons.